AUAACUUCUAAUGAGAUUCAUAUUGCAUUUUCUUUAGGCCACGAGAACGAUUGUGUUUUUGAUAUGCAUAUUUAAUGCCACAAUUUGUCACAUUUUCUUUUUUGUUUGUUAUCUAAUUUCACUUUCGUAAAUAAAACUCGAAGCCUAACUAGUCCUAUUGUUCGAUUUUAUUUCAAAAGCAAAAUCACAUUAACAACUUUGUAAAUUUUUACCGAACGAGUUGCAUUGCAUCAUUGCAAUUUGCAACUUGCAAAUAAAAAUAAAAAAGAAAAAAAGAUAAAGAUUAAAAAAAAAAAAAAUUUGAGCAGACGCGGUGAGUUUUCCUGUCAUUGCAGAGUGUGGCUCAGACUUACCGGCUUACCUUAAACAUUAAGAUUCAAAAGCACAAAAUAAUCUUUUAUUCUGCUUGAUUCUUGUCAUAUUUUACAGAUUAAUCAAACAAAGUUUUUACAAAAUUUCAGCGAUUUCAACAAGUUAACGAUGAUCGCUGAGUUGAUAUGCGGUUUAGUUUUCUACCGCAUAUUGAAGCGAUUUUUCUUCGACGACGACGCCCAAUUAGAUCUUGAUUCCUCCCGUUUCAAUGUCCUUUUUGCCGUCGCUAAGAGGUUGGAGAAGCUUUAUGUAGGAAGCAAAGUUUACGUAGGCCUCCAAAUUCCAGACCCUGAUUCUGCUUCUCGCAAGAAUAUUGAUCUUGUUCUUGUCACUAAUCGGGAGGCAACAUUGAUUUCUGUAACGAACAUAUCAGGUUUUGUAUCAGUAGAUAAGGAUGGUAAUUGGGUGUGCACUGACAGGAAGAAUCGAAGAACUGAGUGCCUUCCGGAUCCUGUAGCUGAAACCGAACACUUAGUUUCCAUUCUUGAAGGGUACCUUGAACAGAGGGGAGUUGCUCUUCCAGAAGGAUAUUUAUCUUAUAAAGUCAUAUGCCCUAACCCAAAUUUUUGCCAAUCAAACCCCUUUCCAUCUGAGGUCAUUACUUAUGCUCAGUGGGCACAAUUAAAACCGGAGCAAAAAAGUUCAUAUUCUGGAUGGAUCAAAGAUGCACUUUUUCGUGGGAAGAAAUCACAGGAGUCAUUUUCCGAGAAGCUCAACUCUGUUCUCUGUACUGCUCCAACAUGUGAUAGGUUAGAGGUCAAAGGUAAUAAGUGUAUUUUGGGAGAAUUUCUGGAAUUUAAAGGUAAACAAGAUGACCUUCAGGCGUUAAGAAAGAUCAAAAGAUCGAAAGUUAGUCAUUUGACUGUUCAGAAGACGAGCAUGUUUGCUUUUGCUCAUACGGAGGUCCAAGUUUCGUUUGCCUUGCGUGAUUAUCGCGUUGAAGGACCUUCUUGGUCAUCACAAUGGCAAGAAGUUGAUGUCAGAUCGAGCACAGAGGUAGUUUUUCGGCCACAGAACUCUACUAGAUUGUGCAAGUAUAAGCUUUCUACAAUUACUUCGAUCUCACUGAGCGUCUGAGCACCCCACCUGGGUAUAGUAUCCAUCACACAUAUGAGGCAACAGUUUUAAGUGGUAGAUUACUAUUCUCUUCCUCUGCUUGAAUGCAUGGAUCUAAUCCAAGGCUUUGUUAUGUAAAUUUAUGAGUGUGGAUUAAUAUUAGAAAGUAGCAUAUUGAUCCUUCUUACAUACAUGGUGGCUUUUUAAGGUUUACGCGUGCUUCUAUAGUCGACAUCUCGUCUUCGUCGUUCUCCAUUUCAAGCUUGUAAUGUGUAUAUACUGUCUUUUAUAGCUACAUCCGGUAAAUACGCUUAGAUGUAUCAAUUGAUUAUAUAAGUUUGCCUUGUUGAA
This is a messenger RNA of Salvia miltiorrhiza (redroot sage), 1779 nucleotides long. RefSeq lists its product as uncharacterized. The transcript has 7 exons. The coding region runs from base 481 to 1449 and encodes 322 amino acids. NCBI's taxonomy places the organism in Eukaryota, Viridiplantae, Streptophyta, Magnoliopsida, Lamiales, Lamiaceae. The record is from RefSeq and is a predicted model, not a curated record.